GCAGUCCUACGGCUAUCACAACGUCAGAUUGACAGCUAGCUCGUACGGCGAGCUGCUGAACGGGGACAACUCCGAUCAUAGGUUAUUCGUUCACGGAUAGCUUUUGCUUCAUCGGGUAUGCAGCCGUACGCCACAAACGACAUCGAAGCAGCAACGCAUAAAGUCGACCCUGUGGAAGUGUACUUGCUGUGCGAAAAUAUCGAGCCGGGUUUCUACGAUCGAGCCGCGGCCGAGGCGGACGCGAAUGUUUCGGGUAUGGAGGAGGCCGUGAGAGGCGGAGAAAGCAACAUAACCAUAACUUAGAGGCGAAGAGGGGCGGCACAUGUUCCGAGUGUACGGGAAGAGCCAAUCGAGAUCUUUGUGGACGCUGCAAUCGGUGUUUCCGCCCUCCGACAUACGAGAUCUCCGCGGGUAUAUAGCCUGCCUGGCGAGAUGUUCGCCUCUUCGCCUCUCUGAUCUCCUGUUUGCCUGUGAUGCGAGUCCCGCCAGUCGCCGACCAUUUGCUUCUUUCAAAGAAAAGCGAUGUGGUGCAAUGGGCGUCGGCGGCAGCGGAAGUUGCGAAGGAAGCUGGUGCGUUCCCUUAUUUUCUCCAUAAUUCCCAAGCACAUGUACCAAUAUUAGCGGCAUAGACAUCUUCAUGAACUUGCUUUUCUGUCUUUUCGGUAUCUACGUCUGGGAGAUCUUUCGGACGUCCGACUUUGAGUGGUCCUUGAUAUCUCGCGCUCGCAAGUUUUCUUGGCCCUUAGUGAUAUUCUUCUUCCUGUGCAGAUAUUGCAUGCUAUUCGCCUUGAUCGGGAUACUUCAGCAUAUUAUCGUUACUGUACCAGCUCUUACACUUACUCAGUUCAACUGUAACGCACUAUACACCUUCAAUUUCUGGGCUGGCAAUAUGGCAAUCCUCUGCGCCUCCACAUCGCUUAUGAUCCGCACCGUUGCCCUCUGGAACAAGAACCGUCUCGUCAUUUUGUUGCUCGCUACGCUUGGAUGUGCACACUGGGCGAUCCUGUGGCGGGGCAUGUUCGUCCUCAAAUCAACCUAUUCGUCCGACGCUAAAGGCUGUGUCAUCAUCUCGACAAAUCAUAUUUUCCUCAACGUCAGCUACUUCAUGAGCACGUUCCAUCUCGCUACUAUGGGUGUCAACUUUGCAGUACUGCUGCUGACAGUGAUGGCUCUCGCUCGCAAGAGGCUGCACUCGCAUCUGUGGAAGCUGCUCUUCCAGGACGGCCUCGUGAAUUUCUCUGUGACGUUCGUCUGCAAUGCUGCACCUGCUAUCCUAAACAUUUUGAACCUGGACGGUGCGUGCCUGUAG
Molecule: messenger RNA, 1309 nt
Organism: Phanerochaete carnosa HHB-10118-sp
Lineage: Eukaryota; Fungi; Basidiomycota; Agaricomycetes; Polyporales; Phanerochaetaceae
Exons: 7
Coding region: 638-1309 (223 amino acids)
Source: RefSeq, a predicted model, not a curated record